Mastomys coucha (southern multimammate mouse) is the source of this 4028-nucleotide messenger RNA. It is a transcript of the gene Ccdc125, whose product is annotated as coiled-coil domain containing 125. Gene Ontology annotation, cellular component: cytoplasm. The record is from RefSeq and is a predicted model, not a curated record. NCBI's taxonomy places the organism in Eukaryota, Metazoa, Chordata, Mammalia, Rodentia, Muridae. Gene Ontology annotation, biological process: negative regulation of cell motility; negative regulation of Rho protein signal transduction. The coding region runs from base 564 to 2042 and encodes 492 amino acids. The transcript has 13 exons.
UCUCCGUGUAUUGACGCUCACCUCGCCCUAGUCUGUUCUAAAUCUCAGGCUUUUAUUUGUCCGUCGGUUGUCCAUCCGGCUUUGGAGCUGAAGUUGGAGGAGGGCAGCUAACAUCCGGUUGCACAGAGGCACGGAGAUUGAGCUCAGGAGAGCUCAGGGCGCGCCGCUGGCCCACCCGGACCUGGCGGUCCUUUUGGGUCCCCGGCGGUGGUCGUGCUGUCACGAGGCCCGAGGACGCGUGGCGGAGCGGGGUGAGCCACUGAAGGGGCGCGCGGGUUGCGCGGCGGAAGGUUCGAAGCUCGGGACGGAUGCGCAGUGUCAGCGUCAGGCCAAGCAAGACACGGGAACCCGCGGUGGGGAGGGUCAGGAGCCCGGCAGCUCAAGAGUGGAAACUGCAGGUGGCGGUCAGAUGAGCAGACCCGCUCCUUUCUCCAGCACAGCCACUGUUGUGAAAUGCGCAGUGUUGAAAGCCUGAGAUCGCCACACUCCCUCCAUUCUAAAGGAGGAGGCUGAGCGUCCUGUCUGUGCAGCAGCUCUGUGUGACCAAAAACAAUAUUUGGCUAAUGAGCAAAGUGUCGAGGUCAUCGAGUGUGGCCGAGGACAUCUGGGAAACCGAGGAUGACAUGACUGAAGGUGACCUAGGGUAUGGCCUUGGAAGAAAACCUGGUGGUAUUUAUGAAGUUCCGUGUUCGAUUACAUCUAAGAAAAGGUCAGAUGGAAAGAACCCAAGCCCUCCUCCAUUUCCAAGAAAGGGGGAAGAAAGAAGUGAAACUGUUUCCCAGUAUUCUAGGAAUAAGGGUGUUCAAGAUACAUGCUCUCACGGAUGCAGAGCAUCCAGCUACAGAUGGCUGAGCAGCACUGACUCUGGUUCAGAAUUGUCGGAUGAACAAUUAAGGCGCCGUCUUCAUGAAGCUUUAGAGGAAGUAGAGAUUUUAAAAACGGAACUUGAAGCUUCUCAAAGACAACUUGAAGGUAAAGAGGAAGCACUGAAAAUCCUUCAAAGCAUGGCAAUGCUUGGCAAAGCCACAAGCCACACGCAGACAAUGCUUCAAAAAACUAUAGAACAAAAGAGAUCUUUGGAGAAGGAAAUAAAUGCCUUGCAGUGGGAAUUGGAAUUUGAUCAGGAUAGAUUUAAAAAUAUAGAAGAAUCUUGGAUCCAGAAAUAUGACAGGAUAUCUAGUUUCUUCCAAGAAGAUUUUGAUAUUGUUUUGAAUCAGCGGUACUUGGAGGCCCUCGCCAUGCUUGAUAUCAAACAGCAGAAGAUGGCUCAGGAGAACAUGGGUCAGGAGGAGAGUGGCUUUACAGAGGUAUCAGGUCUUGAGCUUGCAGUCCUUGGAGCGUGCCUGUGCCAUGGUCCUGGAGGGAGCCCUUGUUCUUGUGCCAAAAUGGCAGCAUCCACUCAGAAACUGGUUCUUCAGCUCAGACACGAGCUGGAAACUCUGCAGAAGAGUAAGGAAGAGGCGCACAUAACGGCAGAUGCAUUCAGAAUUGCCUUUGAGCAACAAUUAACAAGGAAAAAUGACCAGGCACUGAGACUGGCUCGAGGGGAUAUGUGUGGAAGAGCAGCAAUGUGGCUCAACAGGCAACGCCGGGCAGAGGAUGGAUAUCCGGCUCAAAGGAGAAAGAAGACCUUAGGGCAAAGACUGCUGGGGAUGCUCCCUUCGGAAAACAGUUCCAAGGGCGUGGAAGACCAAGACAACCCACAAGAGGUCUUUAAGAUGCUGAUAGAUUUGUUGAAUGAUAAAGAAGAAGCACUUGCUCAUCACAGAAAGGUUAGUUACAUGCUUGCUCGGGCCCUGGAAGACAAAGACACCGCCUCAAAAAGGAAUGAAGAAAAGAUUCCCAUGAACCAGACUUUCCCAUUCAAAACUGCCUGGCAGGAUGCUUCAGGGCUCUGCGGCCUUCGUGAUCCAGUACAUUCAAAUCGUGUUUCUGAACCUGUGGGUUGCAUUUGUUCAAUACAGCAUCCUCAAAAAGUUUCAGACUGCUCAAGAACUCUUAAAAGAUCUUGUUCUUUGCCAUCAAAUUUAUUUUACAAGUAAACCACUUGAAAUUAGAAUUAGAGAUGCUAAAAAUCAGAUUUUUGAGCUGGAAAUGGAGCUCAGAGGUAGAUGUUUGGUUAGUGUACGUAAGGCCUGGGUUUAGCGCAUGGUAGUGCAUGCCUUUAACCCUGGCACUCAGGAAGCAGAGGCAGGCAGAUCUCCGACUUUGAGGCCAGCCUGGUCUACAGAGUGAGUUCCAGCACAAAUGCUUCAUAAGGAAAUCCUGUCUUGAAGAAUAAAAUAAAACAGGCCUUGGGUUUGAUGUUCAGCACUGCAAAGACUUUGUCUGGAAGCUCAUGCCUAUAAAUCCCAGCACUUGGGAGGCUGAGGCAGGAGGACUACUGUGAGUGUGAAGGGUAACUAGAUUACAUUGACUGUUGCCAAAACAGAAAAACAACUAUGUAAAUGUCAAUAUUAAGAAACUGUAUGCUUUCAAGAUGCUUUAAAAUUUUAUUAGCAUAGUAAUUUACAAAGUAAUAAGUUUUAUUAUAUCUUAAUACAUGUAUUAAUAUAUGUGUUUUGAUCACAUUCCUCCCUUUGAAUUUUAGGAUAUCAUUUAAGCAAGCAAACCCUUAACACAUAUCCUACAAGAAAUGUAUUAGUAUUUGUUGACAUUUUUUAAACUAAUUUCCACAUAUUAUGACAGUUUCAAUGUCUAUAUCUUAUAAACAAAUAUUCAACCUUGGGAAAAAUUUAAAAAUAUCUAUGGAGCUGGGUAGAUAGCUCAGUUGGUAAAGUGUUUGCCAUGUAAACAUGAGGCAGAAUUUGGUCCUCAGCAGCCACAUGAAAAACCAGGUAUAGUUGAAGCAUGUUUGUAACCCGACUGCUGGAGAUGCAGAGGCUGGUGGAUCCCUGAGGCUUCCAGGGUAGCCAGCCUAGACUAAUAGGAGAGCCCUAGACCCCAGUCAGAGUGAGUGAGAGUGAGAGAGAGAGACCCUGAUGACCCUGACUCAAACAAAGUCAGGUAGAGAACAUCUAAGGCUGUCUUCUGGUAUACAUGUGCAUACACACAAAACAUACACUUAUGAAGUAAUGUUUCUGUUGCAUGUGGUGUCACAUCCCUGUAAACCCAACACUCAGGGUACUUCAGUGUUGCAAGUCUUAGGACAGCCGGAUGCUAUCUAGCAAAAAACUGUCUCGAAUAACAAAACUAGAGCUGGUUGCAUGGUUCAGUGACGACUUGAAGUUUCAUCCCCAGCAUCUACAAGGCGGAAGGAGAGAACCAACUCCGAAGAGUUGUCCUCUGACCUUCACACUUCACUGUGACUUGCUCUUACAUAAAGCUGGGUGUGGUGGUAUGUGAUUAUUUGGUAAAAAUAAUGUGAUUUAUUUUUACCAAAAAAAAAAAAAAAGAAAGAAAGAGAGAGAGAGCGAGCAAUUAUCUGGUCCUCAUUCUAUUUGGGCUAUUAAAUAAAAAAUAACCACGCAAAGGCUAGACUACUGUUUACACAAGUAGAGUAAGAGAAUAUAUCCUUGCCUGCCCAUAGAGGGGAAACAGUAAGGCAUAUCCAUGAAAUCCAUGAAGCUGUGGGACAAAAUGAAACACACUAUACAAACCUCUAAGGACGAGCUCUACACGUGAGAAAUGUCAUUUUUAUUCAGGGAAGACAUUAACGUAUUAACAUAUCAAGCACACAAGUGCACAACAGGAACGUCACUAAGACUACCCACUCAUGUUCUGGGGUGGAGAGUGUAACACAGGUAGGGCAUGAAGGGAACAGAGGAUCACUGUCAAACACCAGCAUUUCUUUAUUGAAAAAACGCUACAGAUCAAAGAAAAACAAUUAUAAACACAAAAGGCAUAUGUGUUUUAUAGUUUAGUUUUUUGGGCUUUUUUUUUUCUCUUGAAAAAACGAUUAAAAUUCUGCAGAGCUCGAGUGUGAUCCAGCUAGGAUCUUCCCCUGCGCACAGGCAGGAACUGCACACAGAUGUGUUAAGGCUAGUGCAGGUAUCUUAAGUGUUCUCAAGGCUCUAAGCAAUAUAAAA